Messenger RNA from Macrosiphum euphorbiae (potato aphid), 1581 nucleotides. The record is from the annotation of a GenBank genome assembly. Lineage: Eukaryota; Metazoa; Arthropoda; Insecta; Hemiptera; Aphididae.
AUGUUCCGAAAAGAUGAUGAAGGCCCUAAGUUAUGGUUUAAUGAGAUAUCGGUUACAAAAUCUAUAGCUGAACGAGAAUUUCAAAAGCAUAAUUAUGAAAUAGCUGCUCAAUACUGUGAAAAAGUAUUGGCGGUGUCCAAGUAUGAUUUAAGCACUAGAAUCCUUCUAAGCAAAUGUCAACAGAACUUGUUUCAACCGAAAUUGGCCUACGAAAAUCAUUUGCUAGCAGAAGCUGAAUUUCCUAAUGAAUUAUCAGUCUUGGAGAACAGAGCAAGUAUAAUGCUAGACAAUGAAGAAUUUGAAGAAAGUCUAAUCACAUAUUUGAACGGAGUAAAAAAAAGGAUUCAGCCAUUAGAUUUUGCAUUGGGAGUUUUAAAGGUAUCAGAAAUAAUAAACGGCUCGACAAAUUUAAGAAAAGAAAAAUAUAGAAAACCUUGUUUGGGAAAUGCAGUUCUUAAGUUGACAAAACUGGGGGGUUUGGAUAACGUAGCAGCCUUGAACUCGAUACUUUCUAAAAUAAAACUUACGUGCAAAAAAAGAAAUCAAUCAUUUUAUCUUGGUCGUUUAGCACAAGACAGAAAGUACUUCGAUAAAGUGCUUAAGUCCGGUGGUCCUAAGCGGCCGUUUUACGUGGCAGAAAAGAAAAUUUUAGGUAACAUGAAACGAGUGGUCGACACACUAGAUGUAGCGUAUGAACAAUUUUAUAAAAGAAAACAGAUUUUUGUCUAUAAAUGUGAUGAGCCUAAACUGAAAGGCGAUAGACUUUUAACCCAAAUAAAUAAUUCAAAACUAAUUAAGAACAUGGGACAUCUUAUGAUUUGUAAAUACUUAAACAUUAUUAUUCAACUGCUAAUAAACAACGAAAUCAAAGAAGCCAAAUUAAAAACCGAGCUUAUGAUAGAGUUCAUGGAGAAAAAAUCUUAUAAAUUCAACAAAAUUUUAGAUGCGAUUUUCCAGAGUUUUGGAAUGGCGCAAUAUAUAUUAUUUCAAAACAUAAAUCGGUGGAGCAUAAAAGAUAAUCAUCAAAGAAUGCUAAUUUUUUUAGGAGCUGCUAAAAAUAACAUGCCACUCCAGGAAUCUUUAUUUGGACCAUUAGAAAUAAAUCCAAGAAUAACUAUAGAUAAAUUAUGCACUCGUUUUGAAAAAUCGGAUUCCAUUAUAGAAAAAAUGUACAUAUAUUAUGAAGAAGCUAAAUGUUACCUACAGUUGGAAUCUGAUGGCCUUAAAAAAGCUCGAAAUAAAGCCACCAAAUGUUUACAAUUAGCUAAAGAAAUUAAUAAUAAUACAUGGACUGUGAAUGCAUUGGUUUUACUCGUAUCGAUUGAAUUUCAAUUAGACGAUAAACCUAAGUGUUGUACCAUAUUACACAAGGCUCUUGAAAUCGCGAAUAAACUCCAAGUGCCGGGAGUCAUAAUGUUUUUAGAUAAGGUAUCUAAAAUGAUUUUCGAAACAAAAGCUGUACACACUUCAAGAAUCGAUAGAAAGAUAACUGAUGUAUUGAAUUUCAUGCCAGACGUUUCAGCAAGAAUGAAUGCGAUGUACAAACUUAAACGGUUAUCCACUAUGCCGAUAAAUCUGUAA